AGAUAUGCCUUAAAAACAAAAGGGGGAAAAAAUCCCAUCUAUUUUUCGUCGGUUUCUUUCAUCUUCUUCCUUCUUCUCUUUGCAUGUUACGAAAUCGAUCGAUCACUCCAGCAUCUCCUCCAAAUCCGUCAAUGAAAUCACCAUGGAGGUUUGAAUUUUUUAUCUUUUAGGAUUGAUUUGAAGCUGAAAUAGAAGUGGGUUGAUACAAAUCAGUUUGAGAAUCGAUUCAACCACUCUAUUUGGUGCCAUCAAGACUUUGUGCCAUCGACUUGGUUCCAUCGAUUUGGAUCCAAAACUCGUUGUAUUCGAAAGACCCGGGAGAGAGGAAGAACAUGGAACCAAAUCAAUGUAAUAAGAGAUAAAGCUAUGGUGGGUUUGAGGUCCGCUGCUGUGGAUUCAUCUGGCCGUGAGUUCAACCGUAAUCGUCUUAUUGCGUUGCUUUCAGCAAUUUUUCUAGAGCAAAUCCGUGUUUCGGGCUUUGGUGGAUGGUUUCUUCUCAGACUUUCUCUCCACGACCCUUUUCUUCCUCUUAACAUUGAGGCGCAGAGUGAGGAUGAUGCUGUGAAGUUAGGCCUUGUGGUUGCUAAUGCAGUGAAGGAGUUCAAUGCUUUGGACACCUCUGCUUUGUCCAGUCUCACUCGCUCUUAAAUUGGUUUUAGGUGGAUCUGUGAUCCUAAAUUAAUGUUCUAAAAUUGCUUUGGACACAUUUUUUUUGUGUGGAAAUCAAUGUUCUAAAAUUGGUAUAGAGAACAUCUAAGAAGUAAAUUAAUCACAAUACAAUAUGAUUAAAUUA
Brassica napus (rape) is the source of this 793-nucleotide messenger RNA. RefSeq lists its product as uncharacterized. Bases 367 to 648 code for a protein of 93 amino acids. Gene Ontology annotation, cellular component: chloroplast stroma. NCBI's taxonomy places the organism in Eukaryota, Viridiplantae, Streptophyta, Magnoliopsida, Brassicales, Brassicaceae. The record is from RefSeq and is a predicted model, not a curated record. The transcript is spliced from 5 exons. Gene Ontology annotation, molecular function: phosphomannomutase activity.